This is a messenger RNA of Scatophagus argus, 3010 nucleotides long. RefSeq names its product ATG13 autophagy related 13 homolog (S. cerevisiae) (gene atg13). The record is from RefSeq and is a predicted model, not a curated record. The transcript has 18 exons. Gene Ontology annotation, cellular component: Atg1/ULK1 kinase complex; phagophore assembly site; extrinsic component of membrane. Gene Ontology annotation, biological process: protein localization to phagophore assembly site; autophagosome assembly; piecemeal microautophagy of the nucleus. NCBI's taxonomy places the organism in Eukaryota, Metazoa, Chordata, Actinopteri, Scatophagidae. Bases 191 to 1801 code for a protein of 536 amino acids.
AUCACUGCUAUCUAAACACGUCGACAUGGAGAAGAUAAACAGAAAAGUAGCACAGUCGCUGUUGACGUUGUGUAGCUAAAUUGGGCGUUUAAAUGUACGUGGCGUUCAACGACACGUGUCAGCUUUUUAAAAUUGAUUCGUAUUUUAAUGAAGUUACAUCUUGAAGGGACAAACUAAUGGUCGUGACAACAUGGAUAGUGGCCUGAGUCCCCAGGAUAAAAAAGAUUUGGACAAGUUUAUUAAGUUCUUUGCCUUGAAGACUGUCCAGGUGAUCGUUCAAGCUCGUCUUGGGGAGAAGAUCUGCACCCGCUCGUCCUCAUCACCUACUGGCUCUGACUGGUUCAAUUUGGCCAUUAAAGACAUUCCAGAGGUGACUCAUGAAGCCAAGAAGGCUCUUGCUGGCCAGCUUCCAGGCAUCGGACGCUCCAUGUGUGUCGAGAUCUCCCUUAAAACGUCAGAGGGUGACUCAAUGGAGUUAGAAACUUGGUGCCUGGAGAUGAAUGAAAAGUGUGAUAAGGACAUCAAGGUGUCAUAUACAGUCUAUAAUCGUCUGUCUGUCCUGCUGAAGUCUCUGCUGGCUAUCACCAGAGUAACACCUGCAUAUAAACUGUCCAGAAAGCAGGGACACGACUACGUCAUAUUAUACAGGAUUUACUUUGGGGAAGUUCAGCUGAAUGGAUUAGGAGAAGGUUUUCAGACGGUGCGCGUCGGCGUUGUCGGUACUCCUGUUGGCACGGUCACGCUUUCGUGUGCUUACCGCACCAACCUGGCAUUCAUGUCCAGCAGGCAGUUUGAGAGGUCGGCUCCCAUCAUGGGGAUCAUAGUGGAUCACUUUGUGGAUCCACCAUGGAACAGCCAGCGUCCUCCCAACAUGGGACAGCCCUGCAACUACAGAGCUCCAGAGGAAGAGGACGGAGGAGCAUUUGCAGGCGUUCAGGAUUCCCAGGAGGUCUGCACCACCUCCUUCUCCACCUCCCCUCCCUCUCAGUGUGUGUGCACACUGAGUCCUUCGCCUUCUAAACAGUCUAAGCCCGUCCCCCUGGACAGCCUGCAGCUCCCAUUGGCUCCUGGACUUGUCACUCACACUCUGUAUACUUCCAGGUUAUCAUACCAGCCUUCAGCCCUGGCAGGAGCUGCUGAGCUUUGUCAGGCUGCAGCCAAUCAAAACCAGAUUUUGCAUGCUGGGAAAGAGGGCGGGGUUGUGUUGGCGCCUGCUCAGCCCGCUCACGGACCUGAUGCCCAUCUGACAGUAGAACACGCCCCCAACACACCUGGCAGCAGCGGUGACGAUGACGGCCUGUCGCAGAGCGCCGAAGGGAGGAGGAGCGUUUCUCCCUCUGACCCCGUGGAGUCUCUCAACGCGUUCACGAGGAAAAUCGGCGCCUUCGUGAACAAACCCAGCGCACAGAUAACAGCAGCCAAUCUGGACCUGCCAUUCGCUGCAUUUGCUCCCCGAGGCCUGGACUCAGAGGAGAACGAUCCGAUGGUGCAGCCUCCUGACUCUCCUCCCUGCCCGUCACCCCUGCAGGCCAGCCUCCAUUCUCAGGGCUCAGAGGGAUCGGGGCCGCAGGACGACUUUGUCAUGGUUGACUUUCGUCCAGCCUUCUCCAAGGACGACUUGCUGCCGAUGGAUCUUGGCACUUUCUACAGAGAGUUUCAAAACCCUCCUCAGCUGGCCAGCCUGUCACUGCACAUCAGCUCCCAGUCGAUGGCCGACGACUUGGACUCGCUGCCAGAGAAACUGGCCGUUUAUGAGAAAAACAUCGAUGAGUUUGACGCAUUCGUGGACAUGCUCCAGUAGAGGAGGAGUGAAGGAAAGGGCUGCAAGGAGAGAAGGACUACAUGUGAGGAAAGACUAAGUGGAUGACGACGAAUGACGCAGCCAGGAGGCUCUGUAGAUGUUUGUUCUGUGAGAAUCACUGACUAAAUCACCAUGUUUUAAUGUGAAGUUCCACGUUUCUGACAUUUCCUUUCUGCUCCGCACGUUCACCUCCCUUACCAGCUUGUACAGGUCAUCCUCUCUACUGUAAAUACUGUAUUACCCCACCCCACACUCAUUCACACUAACGUGGCACAAGCCUGCUCUCAUCAUCGUUGUUUAAUCAGCAAAUCGUCAUCAACGAUCAUGAGGUUUUCUUUCACUUUAGACGGCCAUGACAGCCCGCCUGCACUCAUUAUGGUUGCUUCACUGUCCCUCCCUGCUUAUCAGUGCUUUCCUCCAAAGGGUUCCUCUACAUCUUAACAUUUCUGACCAUAUCUGAGCUAAAGGUGAAAGGGCAAAGAUCCGGCUCUUGAAAUCAAACAAAUCGACUUCGGGAAAGGAUUUUUCUUCCAAACUGAAGCUAAACUAAAGCUGGUCUCCGCGAAUAAAUUGCAAUUAACCCUCCGGCGGUCAUCGUCAUUCAGAAAUACGCAGCUGAGUGUUCAGUAAAGUGCUCGAAGGCGACGUGAAAGUGACAGGCCUCUCCCUAGUCAGGUGUUUCCCAGCUGGUCUGGAGAUUUUAAUUGCCAACUUCAAUGUUAGCAAAUGGCCCGAGUUAAGUUUAAAGUGAAUUCAUCGCUGUCCUUGUGUACACAGAAAACACUUUUUUUUUCCAUGCUGAAGAAGCUUGUCGUGGAGCUGCACUCAGCUGGCAGUUUGAUACACUUAGCUGAAACAUAGGAAGUUCUGCAGGAAGUUUUACCUUUGUGAAGGUGUUUUAAAUGUCAUUUUGGAGGCUUUAAUUUGGAGUGCUGUGUCUGAUCCCCUUAUGAAGGGAGACACUUCAACUGCACCCUCCAAAACUGAACAGAAAUCCCUUUCGGGUCACCUUCGUGAAGGCAGGAUUUGCAGCUGGCAACUGAGUGGAUUUACUGUAGGCUGAACAUGCAUAUGUAUAUUUUGGGCUUUUAUCUACAGGACAUGCCAGGGUCACCAUCCAUAACUUUGUUUGGUUGAAAGCUUUAAUUUAAACUUUUCAUUGUUGGUCUAGAUGUCCUAAUAAAGCAUGGCUGCUCUGUUCAAACAACA